Molecule: messenger RNA, 664 nt
Organism: Cariama cristata (Red-legged seriema)
Lineage: Eukaryota; Metazoa; Chordata; Aves; Cariamiformes; Cariamidae
Gene: OTUD6B
Product: OTU domain containing 6B
Exons: 4
Biological process (GO): protein deubiquitination
Molecular function (GO): cysteine-type deubiquitinase activity
Source: RefSeq, a predicted model, not a curated record
GAAAAAAAAGCUGCCUUGGAGAAAGAAAGAGAAGAAAGGAUAGCUGAAGCUGAGAUAGAAAAUUUAACGGGUGCUAGACAUCUUGAAAGUCAGAAGCUUGCCUCCCUGUUGGCGUCAAGGCACUUGGAGAUUAAACAGAUCCCUUCAGAUGGCCACUGCAUGUACAGAGCUAUUGAAGAUCAGCUCAAGGAUCGCCAGAAUUCCUGGACUGUUGCGACUCUGAGGAACCAAACAGCAAAGUAUAUGCAAAGUCACUUUGAUGACUUCCUGCCAUUUCUUACAAACCCCAGUACUGGAGACAUGUAUAGCAGAGAGGAAUUUGAAAAAUACUGUGAUGAUAUAGCAAAUACAGCUGCAUGGGGUGGCCAACUGGAACUAAGGGCUUUGUCGCACAUUUUGCGAACACCUAUUGAAGUAGUGCAAAUGGAUUCCCCUCCCAUAGUUGUUGGUGAAGAAUACUCAGGCAAACCAGUAAUACUUGUGUAUAUGAGACAUGCCUAUGGAUUAGGAGAACAUUACAAUUCUGUAAAACUUCUAACAGAUGCUGCUACAGAAAACGGCAGUUAGUGUACAAAAGUCAUAAAUUCUUGUGGAUAACAGUUGCAUCUUGAUGUCCUAGGCUCCAGACAAUUCCCAGACAGACUGGAAAGUAAAACUAAAUGGA